AUGAAACCUGUCAGGGAGACACCGGCGGUCCUCGGCAAGGAAGAAGAAGUCGACAUUGAGGCCGUCGCAGGCCUGAGAGGAGAUGAUUGUGGUGUAAACUCGCAAGAUCCUGCAUGGAAACGAUUCCUGCGCCACAUUGGACCAGGCUUCAUGGUCUCCUUGGCCUACCUCGAUCCGGGAAACCUGGAAACGGAUCUCCAAGCCGGCGCCAACCACAGAUAUGAGCUCCUUUGGGUGAUUUUGAUCGGCCUCAUCUUCGCGCUAAUUAUACAGUCACUAUCAGCUAAUCUUGGCGUGGUGACAGGGAGACACCUUGCCGAGCUGUGCAAGUCAGAGUAUCCCGUAUGGGUCAAGAUCUGCUUAUGGUUACUUGCAGAGGUGGCUGUGAUUGCUGCAGAUAUCCCUGAAGUGAUAGGAACGGCGUUUGCUUUCAACCUCUUGUUCAACAUCCCAGUAUGGAUCGGGGUUCUCAUUGCUGGCUCUAGCACGCUACUUCUUCUCGGCCUUCAAAGAUACGGGGUACGAAAGCUGGAGUUUUUGGUUGCGCUGCUGGUGUUCGUCAUGGCGGCGUGUUUCUUCGUGGAGAUGAGCAUCGUGAAGCCUCCGGCAAAGGAGGUGCUGAAGGGACUAUUCAUCCCCAGGCUCAACGGGUCCAGUGCCACUGCCGACGCCAUUGCGCUCCUCGGGGCUCUUGUAAUGCCGCACAACCUAUUCCUGCACUCUGCCCUUGUGCUGUCAAGGGACACACCCGCAUCAGUAAGAGGAAUGAACGACGCUUGCAGGUUCUUCCUCUUUGAGAGCGGUAUUGCGCUGUUCGUGGCUCUUCUCGUCAACAUUGCAAUCAUCUCUGUGUCUGGGACUGUCUGUAACGCGGGCAACCUCUCACCAGAGAACGCCGCCAAGUGCGGUGAUCUCACAUUGGACUCGUCUUCUUUCCUACUCAAGAACGUUCUGGGCAGGUCGAGUGCGAUCGUGUAUGGUGUGGCGCUCCUGGCCUCUGGGCAGAGCUCCAGUAUCACUGGCACCUACGCCGGGCAAUAUAUCAUGCAGGGGUUCCUGGACAUCAAGAUGAAGAAGUGGGUGCGGAACCUGAUGACCCGCAGCAUCGCCAUCGUCCCCAGCUUGGUCGUCUCCAUUAUCGGAGGCUCCAGUGGAGCCGGUCGUCUCAUUAUCAUUGCAUCGAUGAUACUGUCAUUUGAGCUGCCAUUCGCUCUCAUCCCUCUUCUCAAGUUCAGCAGCAGCAGGAACAAGAUGGGCCAGUCCAACAACUCCAUCUAUAUUGUAGGGUUCUCAUGGACGCUGGGCUUCAUUAUCAUCGGGAUAAACGUCUACUUCCUCAGCUCGAAAUUGAUAGGCUGGAUCCUACACAACUCGCUGCCGACCUACGCAAACGUCCUCGUCGGCGUCACCUUGUUCCCGCUGAUGCUGCUCUACGUCGCCUCUGUCAUCUACCUCACCUUCAGGAAGGACACAGUUAAGUUCAUGUCUCGCCGCGAGCAGGAGGACAUGGACAACACUGAGAAAGCAAAGGUUGCCAACAAGGAUGGCAGCGAGGACGACAGAGUUGUACAAUCAAACUGAUGCUUGUUUACCACCCUCAAUAAUCAUAGAUAGAAAUACUUUGUUAGCUAGGCAUAUUGAUUAA
Messenger RNA from Hordeum vulgare subsp. vulgare (domesticated barley), 1645 nucleotides. RefSeq names its product metal transporter Nramp1-like. The record is from RefSeq and is a predicted model, not a curated record. NCBI's taxonomy places the organism in Eukaryota, Viridiplantae, Streptophyta, Magnoliopsida, Poales, Poaceae. The transcript has 10 exons. Gene Ontology annotation, molecular function: cadmium ion transmembrane transporter activity; manganese ion transmembrane transporter activity. Gene Ontology annotation, cellular component: membrane. Gene Ontology annotation, biological process: metal ion transport. Bases 1 to 1581 code for a protein of 526 amino acids.